AAUGUGCGCUUCCCUCCUUCUCAUAAUCGGAGAGGGAGAGGGAGAGAGAGAUUGAGAGAUGGCCGCGGCGGCUGGGCCUGGGCGGGAGGAGGAGGAGGUGUCGACAGCGGCGGUGGCGGGGCGGCCGGAGCAGGAGCGGGGGGAGAGCGAGAGCGAGGGGGAGGAGGGGAUGGCGGUGCUGGACUUCGACAUGCUAUGCGCGUCGGUGGCGAUGGGGGCGGAGAGGAGGAAGGCUAGCGCCGCGGCGGCGGCGGCGGCGGCGGAUGCGGACAGCGAUGGUGGCGGCGGCGGAGGGGGUGGGGUGCAGAGGAUGUGGGAGGGGGACGUGGUGCUGGAUUGCCUGGAGGACCGGCGAAUCGCGCUGGAGGCCGCCUGCUGUCCGUGCUAUCAGUUUGGCAAGAACAUGCGGAGAGCCAAUCUUGGAACUUGCUUCCUUCAGGGAAUGGUUUACUUCAUUCUGUUAGUGGCUAUUCUGAUCAGCCUAAUUGCCUUUUCGGUAACAAAGCAUCAUAUAUAUUUAUAUAUGGGACUCGGCUCUGUCCUCUGGAUAGCAAUCUAUACUGGUUACUUUCGAAGAAGAAUCCGGAAGCAAUUCAACAUCCGGGGUACUGAGAGCAGUCUGGAUGAUUGUGUUCUCCAUCUCAUUUGUCCUUGCUGUACGCUAUGCCAGGAGGCUAGAACUUUGGAGAUGAAUAAUGUCCAGUGUGGUGUGUGGCAUGGACGGGGUGAUACCAUUUGUUUAGGGAGCAACGGCGAAGGAAACAAGGCUUUUGCUGCCCUGAACAAGCCGUCGUUUGUGCCUAUAAAGUCACCAGAGUUGUGUGGCAUGGACAGAACGUUAAAUGGAGUUGAUGAGCAUGAGCCACUCGUCCCACCAGCUGAACCAGAGCAGGUGUAAGUGAAUAAUAGCAGCAGAAUUCUGUAUCGCCGUAACCUCUGCGCAUUCCAGAAACGGUUUGGACUGCCCUACGAGAAAAUCAUCGGUACUGCACUUCUCUGCCUGCUUGUUGCAUACUUGAAUCCAGUCUGAAGAACUGGAUCUGCAGCAACCAUACAUGGGUGAUGAGCACAAUCGGCCUGUUGUUGUAAAAUUCAGUGAUUUUUUUUAUCACGCAAUUGACUUAUUCAGGUUGAAGACCGUAUCUACGUAAUGCCAUGACACAUGCCCAGGCCUCUUGUCUGAAUACAACUGUAAAUUUCUGAUGUAACUUAGGGGUUCCAAAGAUAAUAAAAAUAUUACGGGGUUCACACUUGUAAACUUCACCUGAGAGAGAGAGAGAGAGAGAGAGAGGUGUUAGUACAAUCAUUGAAAAGGAUUAGGCCUACUAAAGCUCGCAAAGUUGCAAUGAUGCAGGCCUGCUGCCUGCUGCCUCCUGCCUAAUACAGGAUGUGUUUUAUUUC
Phragmites australis (common reed) is the source of this 1401-nucleotide messenger RNA. RefSeq lists its product as uncharacterized. The transcript has 5 exons. Lineage: Eukaryota; Viridiplantae; Streptophyta; Magnoliopsida; Poales; Poaceae. The record is from RefSeq and is a predicted model, not a curated record. The coding region runs from base 59 to 898 and encodes 279 amino acids.